AUUGUUUAUUGUGUUUGGUUUUUAGCCCUUCUCUUACUCUUUUCUAUUUCCGUAAUAUGCCGCCCUUUCUUAUAAAUGGUGUCGAUAUCAGAAGAGUUCCAUCUCUGGUGAUGCGCAAUACCCAGGAAAUGGUUGCACCCUUUACGAUUUAUAUCUUGGAUCGAGUUGUGCCCUUUGUUAGAGAUAUGAUAUGCAUAUUGCACGACUCCUUCAUAAUAGAUCAUCGUGAACCGGAGCCCGUAAUGAAUGUGCAACUCUUGGUGCCACCAGUCCGCAGUUUGAUUGUCAUAUUCUACGAUUCACAUAUUGAACUACAUCGUUUACCCGAGCCAGUGGUCGAUGUGAAUAUGGUUAGAGCCGUGAGUAGUAUUGCCCAUCUGGCCCGAUCGACUGUCAGUGUAUUGGGAUCUUUGGCCAAUAACAACUAAACUCGUAUGUUACAAUAUAGCAUGGCUUUUCCCAUCAAAAUUUAAGAGCAACAAAUUUUCUGUACACAUCUUUUUAACCAUCUUUAUCGAUGCUUGCAAAUAUGGAUUUAGUGCAUGACUCGAUUGGAAUAUUGGGUGUAUUGGCCUUUGUGAUUGUGGUCGCGCACUCAGCCU
This is a messenger RNA of Drosophila willistoni, 602 nucleotides long. RefSeq lists its product as uncharacterized. Bases 57 to 428 code for a protein of 123 amino acids. The record is from RefSeq and is a predicted model, not a curated record. Lineage: Eukaryota; Metazoa; Arthropoda; Insecta; Diptera; Drosophilidae. The transcript has a single exon.